AUGAGAUCGUGCAGGGGGGGCUAUGGUGAUAAUGGUAGCAAUAAUAGCGAAAAUAGAAUAGGGGAGAACGAAAUACUGAGUACUCCAGUAACUCCGUUCAUAGACAAACCAUCCCCUGCUGCUACGAAGGAAAUUGCGCUGAUCCUAAUGGACUCAUUUGCAUUUUACCACGGGCGGUUCUUGGCGCACAGGGCAAAGGUACUCUAUGGUAUCACAAUCGUACCAGUAUUUUCCAACUACAUGAAAGGGUUUUUUCAAAUGCAACAACCGCCGGACAUGGAUCAUCUGAUGUCAAUGUGUAUGCCCUCUGAAGAGGAGAAGGAAGCAUGGUUGAAACCAUUGGAGGGUUUCGAAUUAUUAGCCGUUCUAUGUGAAUCGGAUUCUGGAUUAGCGGAUGCAGAAAGACUAGAAUCUUUGCUCAACACAACCUUUCAGAAUGGUUUCAAUGAGGCUCGGCGGAACAAGUACAUGAUGAUAGAAAAGAUUCGAGAAGCGGGCAUUCCCGUUGUGAAGCAGAAACUUUGCUGUAGUGUGGAAGAAGCACAAGAGGCAGCUCGGGAGCUGGGAAUAGAAGAAUACAAAAAGGGAAAGUCAACGCCACUAGAGCAAUUGACUUCUACUUUCGUAGUGGUCAAACCCGUACGUGGGGUCGGAUCGGAAGAUGUCAGUUUGUGCCAAAGUAUAGCUUCGGUGGAGAAAGCGUUUCAUCAAAUCUAUGGGGGCACUGUAUUUGGCUCUCCUCGCGAAAAGCACCAAUCAGCUCUAGUGCAAGAGUUCGCAGAGGGUCAAGAAUUUGCUAUUGAUGUCGUUUCAAAGAAUGGAGAGCACAAAGUUGCGGCGGUGUGGAAAUACGACAAGAGACCGGCGAAUGGGGCCUCCUUCGUUUAUUUUGCGACUGAACUUUACAAUGGACCCGAGGUGGCUGAAAUCAGUGAUUACCUCCGACGGUGUCUGGAUGCGCUACAAAUUUCUUGGGGUAUUACCCAUUCUGAGAUUAUCAUGACAGCUCGUGGCCCGCGACUUGUGGAAGUCAACUGUCGCCAACACAACAUGGACUUCCUACCGCUUACCAUGGAAUGUAUCGGCUACAACGUGUUUGACAUGCUGCUGACAGCUUAUCUUGGAGACAAAGAUCCCGAUAUCUUUCCCCUGGGACCUGCAGCCGAACGCCUAGAUUGGGAGUUACUUCCUCUAAAUCCUUCCGUAAGGAUGUGUGGUGCAAUGAUUCACCUUGCCUGCUUUGCGAAUGGAACUCUGACUCACGUAAACGAAGAUGCACUAAAGGAAAUUCAGAAUAUGGACAGUGUAGUCGACUUGGAAGUGUACCCAGCGUUCCUUCAUGUUGGCAAUGAAAUACAGCCCACGACUGACAUUAAGACCGAUGCAGGGUGGGCUCAAUUAAUACACCCAGAUCCCGAUCAAUUCCAGAAAGACUACGACCGUAUCAUUGAGCUUAUGCCGUGCAUCUUUGAAGCUAAAACAUGA
Molecule: messenger RNA, 1485 nt
Organism: Cylindrotheca closterium
Lineage: Eukaryota; Bacillariophyta; Bacillariophyceae; Bacillariales; Bacillariaceae
Source: the annotation of a GenBank genome assembly